UAAAAAUAGCUUUUCAUGGCAAGGAAGAUAUUUUGAUGAACACAAAGCUGAAUGUAGUUAAAGAUACCCAAAGGAUUAGCUAGUAGUUUCUUUAUGACUUGUGAGUCCACACAAGCACAUAAACCGUGCUAGAUCUGUUUUGAAGUACUUGAUAAGUACGCAAAGUGUUCUCAAACAUUUGAUGGACAGUGUCUGAUUUUGGUGUUUUUGGGAAACAUUAGCGACCAAAGCUCAGAUCACCUGUGGACCUGUACCUGAUAAAUGAACCCUCCCUGCCCUACCGUCUCUCUGAAUAGAGGAGGAGAAAGAGAUUGAGAGAAGAUGGAGAAGAAGAAGGGGCGGGAGAUGCUCACCACUCCAAAUUUUUUUUGAGGGGGAAAACUUACUCCUAGGCAUAAACCACUGUGUGAUUCUCAAGGCACUGCAGAGGCGGCUGGUCAACCUGUGAUUUGCCUUCCUCUAGUUCUUUCUUGCUUUUUUUCCUUUGCUCCCCUGUGCACUGAGGAGAGUGCCGGGAUCUCCAGGAAUCACAGAGAAGAACAAGAGAAGAAUAAAGUCAACAUACAGUGUAGAACCUCGCCAUGUCAUUGCCAGUGUUUCCACGCCUUGCCUGCGUCGUCCUCCUGGCCAUCUGGGGCUGGAGCUGUUCCAGCACAGCCUUCCCCUUCAACAUGUCCAUGGAAGGUAGCGGGAAUGAGCCGGAGCCGAUUUUCCCCACAUCCCACAGCACCCAAGUCCCACCUGCAUCGCUACCAUCCCCUUCUCCUCCACCCAGCAUCACCACCACCUUCAUCCGAAUCAAGGACUUCCUGUUCAACCGCGUGGUGGACUUCCUGCAGGACAACCUGCUCCUCAUCAUUGUGGUGACGUCUCUGCUGGUCGUCAUCGUCUUCAUCGUGUGCUGUGCCUCGGCCAUGAGCCACAAGCGCAAGCUCGAGGCCUACUACCCGCCCAAGAAGUAUGUACCUCGGAAGUACGUGACGAACCAAGGGGCAGAAAGGCCUCAGCAACAGCAAGCCCAGCCAGACAUUAAGCCCCAGGGCACCACAAGCUACCUGCGCACCCCAUCCAAGGCCCUGGUGGGUGAGAAGGAGGGCAAGGACCCCAGGCCUAAGCCGCAAGAAGCGGCAAAACCAGCUGAGGAGGUGGAGGAGGUGGAGGUGCCGAAAGAAGAGGAGAAGAAAAGGAAGGAGGAGUCCAAGCCCAGCACUUCAGCAGCCGGAAAUGGUCAAGUAAUGGUGUGCACCUGUCACCUGAAGAAGGGCCACUGAUCGGAGACCUGGAUGGCUGGGGAAUGGCUUUUGAGGUCUUGUGCAUUUGCUGGGAAUGACACAUUUGAUUCCGUCUAACCUUCAAAGUUCAGCUGUUCAGACAUUUCUGUCUGGGAAACUCUUCGUUGGGUAAAUCAAGUUAUAGUUUUGAGGCCCUCUGCCUUUGGAACACGUACUAAACAAUUUGAAAGAAAAUUCUC
This is a messenger RNA of Colossoma macropomum (tambaqui), 1471 nucleotides long. RefSeq names its product transmembrane protein 119a (gene tmem119a). Bases 582 to 1271 code for a protein of 229 amino acids. Gene Ontology annotation, biological process: positive regulation of osteoblast proliferation; positive regulation of bone mineralization; ossification. Gene Ontology annotation, cellular component: plasma membrane. NCBI's taxonomy places the organism in Eukaryota, Metazoa, Chordata, Actinopteri, Characiformes, Serrasalmidae. The record is from RefSeq and is a predicted model, not a curated record. The transcript is spliced from 2 exons.